AUGGGUGUCCCCGAGACUCAAUGGGCACAGGUGAUCGAACAGGUAGGCGGCCCUGCUGUCUACAAGCAGAUUCCUGUUCCUAGGCCGGGUCCGGAUGAAGUGUUGGUGAAGAUUAAAUACUCCAGCGUGUGCCAUACCGAUCUGCAUGUCAUGAGGGGCGAGCUCCCGAUGAAGAUGAAGAUGCCCCUCAUCGGUGGCCACGAAGGCACCGGCAUGGUCGUCGCUCGAGGGGAGCUGGCGAACCAGGUCAAGAUCGGCGACCACGUCGGUAUCAAGUGGCUGCAUGACUCGUGCCGGGCCUGCGAAUUUUGCCAGAAAGCCGAAGAAGUCCUGUGUCCCCAUGCGCAGAUGUCCGGGUAUACCGUUGAUGGGACCUUUCAGCAGUACUGCACAGCCAAGGCGGCCUAUGUGUCGAGGAUCCCGAAAGAUGUGCCGUUGGACGCAGUCGCUCCGAUUCUCUGCGCGGGAAUUAGCGUGUACCGGGCUUUAAAGGAGUCCGGGGCUCAGGCGGGUCAGUCCGUUGCCAUUGUCGGCGCUGGGGGUGGGCUGGGAGCAUUGGCUCUCCAGUAUGCGAAGGCAAUGAGCCUCCGAGUGAUUGCGAUCGACGAAGAGAGAGAAAAGCAACAGAUGUGCAUGAAUCUAGGGGCAGAAGUAUACGUUGACUUCACCCAAAGUGACGACAUUGUCAAAGAUGUCCGCGCAGCGUCUCCUGACGGCCUGGGGCCGCACGCGGCGAUCAUUGUUGCCAUGUCCGAAAAGCCAUUCCAGCAGGCUCCCAUGUACGUGCGAUCUCACGGUACCGUCGUUGCGGUCGGCCUGCCUCCCAAUGCGUUUAUUAAGGCCCCCAUUGUCGAGACCGUCACCCGGAUGAUCAGUAUCAAGGGGAGUUAUAAAGGCAAUCGGCAGGAUAGCGUCGAGGCAAUCGACUUCUUUGUCCGGGGCCUGAUCCAUAUCCCUUUCAAAACCGCGACCUUGAAAGAUCUCAACAACGUGUUUGACUUGAUGGACAAGCAGACAAUUGUCGGUCGUUACGUUCUCCAGAUGCCAGACUAG
Molecule: messenger RNA, 1053 nt
Organism: Penicilliopsis zonata CBS 506.65
Lineage: Eukaryota; Fungi; Ascomycota; Eurotiomycetes; Eurotiales; Aspergillaceae
Exons: 3
Coding region: 1-1053 (350 amino acids)
Molecular function (GO): zinc ion binding; oxidoreductase activity
Source: RefSeq, a predicted model, not a curated record